CCACCGGUAGUGCCGCGACGGCGGCGGCGGGACUUGGCGGCGGAUGGGGCGAGGGAGAUCGCCAUGCGGGAGAGGAGGCCCUCGAGGGUUGUAAUGUUGGAUGAGAUAUUGAGCGAGGAGGAGGACGACGGAGAACCUUCGGAUGAUGAGGAUCUGAGGAGGAAGAGGAGGAGGCGAAGGAGGAAGGCGUCGGCGAAGAAGAAACGGAGUACGAAAGAGGAUAAGAAUGCGGAUCAAGAGGAGUCGAAAGCGGUUCAGGAGGAUGAUAAGAAUGUUGAAUCCUCCUCUGGUAACAUCAAAGAAAACAAUGGGAACACUAAGAGGAAGAAGAAGCCGUCGCUUAGGGGGAUAGAUGCCAGAAUGUGCCACCAGUGUCAGAGAAACGACAAAGGACGGGUGGUGAAUUGCGAAAAAUGUGUGCACAAGAGGUUCUGUGUUCCAUGUAUAACCCGAUGGUACCCUCAUUUAACUGAGGAGGAAUUUGCAAAGAAGUGCCCAUUUUGCUGCAAAAAUUGUAAUUGUAAGGCUUGUUUGCGCAUGAGAGGACUUAGCACGCCACCGAAAAAAGAAAUACCAGAUGCCGAAAAAGAUAGAUACUGUCGAUAUAUUCUACACUUACUUCUCCCUUGGCUGAAAGAAUUCCGGUGGGAGCAGAUGAAAGAGAAGGAAAUCGAUGCUAAAAUUGAAGGUGUUGCAGUGAAUGAGCUCAAGUUGCAACUAGCUGAAUGUGAAAUGGAUGAGCGCGUUUACUGCAACAACUGUAGAACCUCUAUUGCGGAUUUUCACAGAAGCUGUCCUAGCUGUUCGUAUGAUCUGUGCCUUAGUUGCUGCCGCGAGCUUCGUGAAGGCCUGAUUCCUGGAGGGGAAGAUAUAGAGCUUGUGCAGUAUGAAGAUAGAGGUAAGGACUAUCUUUUUGGGGGCUUGAACACAAACCGAAGGACCUCUUCAAGGAGGCAUAUUAGUCUAGCUAUGAACAAGACUCCACUGAAAGAUAAAAAGACCCUACUGAACGUUCAAGAUUGGAAACCCAACAGUGAUGGCAGCAUACCUUGCCCGCCAGACGAAUUGGGUGGCUGCGGAAAUGCUAACUUGGAGUUGAAGUGCAUGUUUUCGGAGAAUCUGCUUUCUGAGCUGGAAGAGAAGGCUGAUGCAAUGGCGAGGAGUGGGAAGUUUGCAGAGUUUAUAAAUAUUGAUACUCAAUGUUCAUGCUUCGCAGCGUUGAAUAAUAUUAGUUCCAGUAGUCCGGCAGUGCGUUUAGCCGCUCACAGAGAGAACUCAGAUGGUAACCAUCUCUAUUGUCCAAGUGCUAGAGAUAUUCAAGAUGGGGCAAUAGAGCAUUUCCAAAAGCACUGGUCAAAGGGUGAGCCAGUUAUUAUACGGGAUGUGCUUGAAUUUACAUCUGGCUUGAGCUGGGAGCCGUUUGUUAUGUGGCGUGCGUUACGAGAGAAGAAAAGGCAGGAAAAUAUAACUGAGAAUUUGGCUGUUAAGGCCGUUGAUUGUCUUGAUUGGUGUGAGGUUGAGAUAAAUAUCCACAUGUUCUUUGCUGGAUAUAUCAAGGGGCGAAGCCAUGGCAACUUAUGGCCUGAGAUGCUUAAACUGAAGGAUUGGCCCCCAUCGAACUCAUUUGAGGAGAGAUUGCCGCGCCAUGGUGCAGAAUUUAUCACUGCCUUGCCAUUUCCUGAAUACACGGAUCCUCGUUAUGGCCCUUUAAAUCUUGUAGUGAAGCUGCCUAAAGGUGUUUUGAAGCCAGAUAUGGGGCCAAAAACAUAUAUUGCGUAUGGACUCGCUGAAGAGUUAGGGAGGGGCGAUUCUGUCACCAAGCUUCACUGCGAUAUGUCUGAUGCAGUAAAUGUCUUGACACAUACAGCUGAACCAUCAUUUGAGAACUACAAUGCUCAGAAAAUAAUGAACUUGAAAAAGAAAAUGAGGGAACAAGAUGAAAAAGAACUGUCGGAGGUUAUACAAAUAGAUUCAGAAAAUGACUUACCAGACCUAGACCAGGCUGAACCUAUGAAGGAAGUAAUUGAUGGUCAUUCUGAGGAUUGUAGUAAUGAGCGAAAACUAUGUCAUGCGGAAGAAAUGGAUACCCAGGGAAAUGCUGAUGGUGGAUUUUUUGAGCUCAAAACAGGAAUAAGUAAAUCCCCUGGCUCUGACAGUGCAAAUAAAGAACAAAAACCCUCAUCUGAUGAUUCAGACGCCUGUGACAAACUAAAGGAUCAGCAGGUUGACCAGAAUGAAGUUUCCAAUUUGCAUCAUAAAACUGAAGAGAUUAAUCAAAUACACAAAAUGGGGGAUGAAAUAAACCAAAUGAGUGGCAAGUCAGAUGACCAACAAAUUUACAAGGAAGAGUUCGAUAAGGGGACCUCUUUACAAAAUGGUUCAGAAGAAUCCAAGAGAAGUACUGAUGUUAUUGGUGGAUUAGAGAAGGGAAGUUCUUGUCUGGAGAUAAAUUCCAAAACUGGCACAAGUCAAAUGGCCAGUAAAGACGAACUUCUUUGUGAUGAUGAUAAACCUGUAUCUGCUGUGAAAACGGAAGGUAAUGAUGAUUCUUGCUGCAGGGUUGUCGGUUUAGAAGAUGAUUCUGGGCAGUUGUGCAUAAAAAACGAAGAUAAUGCGUUGAAUGACAAAGUGAAAGAUGAUGAGGGCACGACUUCUGUGCAAAAUGCAACUAAUCGAAGUAAGAAGAGAAAAAGGGGGAGGCCCAAGGGUUAUAAAGUGAAAAAGGAGGUAAGUGACCGCAAUGUUACCUCCAAUUUGCCUGAUCAUUUAUGCGAAGCUAACUCUGAGACUAUGCCUAAACAAACUGAAGAAGGUCCCAAUGCUUCUAAUAUGGUGGAGGAUAUGGGCAAAUCGAGAAGUAGAAAAGGCUUCUCUUGUCAGAAAAUGGAAGAAGUUGACCCUGACGAUAUUGAAACUCAAAAUGAUGGUCUUGAUGGUGUAGAUGUAGAAAAUGGUGUUGAUCCUAAGAAUAUUUCAGAUGAUGAAGAAAAGGGAGGUGCUGUGCGAAGUAUUGAGGAAAAAUAUGCUGUAUCUAAUGACAAAGUAGUGGGACCAAAGCCAGAAGGAGGUGCUUUGUGGGAUAUUUUUCGAAGAGAAGAUGGUGACAAAUUACAAGAUUAUCUUAGGAAGCAUGCUGGAGAGUUUAGGCAUGUUCACUGCAACCCGGUGAAACAGGUUAUUCAUCCUAUUCAUGAUCAAGCUUUCUAUCUAACUAGAGAGCACAUUAAAAAGCUCAAGGAAGAAUAUGGGAUUGAGCCGUGGACGUUUGAGCAAAAGCUUGGUGAGGCUGUAUUCAUACCAGCUGGGUGCCCCCAUCAAGUCAGAAAUUUGAAGUCAUGCAUAAAGGUGGCGCUUGAUUUUGUUUCCCCGGAAAAUGUCCACGAGUGUGUUAGAUUGACAGAAGAAUUUCGCCUACUUCCAUCAGAGCACAGGGCUAAGGAAGAUAAACUCGAGGUUAGGAAGAUAGCUCUUAAUGCAUUCAAGGAUGUCAUAGAAGAAUUGACAGAUGAAUCUCGCCGACUUCAAUCAGAGCAUGGGACUGAGGAAGAUGAACUUGAGGUUGAGAAGAUAUCUCUUAAUGCAUUCAAGGAUGUUAUAGCAGACAAAAAACCUAAGAGAAGGUCCAAAUCUAAGAAGGUGAAACAAGAAUCAGUUAUGGAUACUGAAGCCAAAGAAAUGCCCGUGAAAGAAGGCUCUUUACAAUCAGCGGAGGUGGAUUAAUAAUCAUCUUAAGAACAUUUCUUGAGUUCUCAUUCGAGUAGUACUAACAUCUUGGUGUUGCUCUAUUUCGCCAUUUAAUUCUGCGAUAUAUUUUUGUUUCACUAUGUUAGUCAUAGACAAUUCCAAGAAUUAUUAAAAAUUCUUGGCAGGAACCGUGUAUCUUAUACUCCUUGCACUCUACGGUAUAGUUUUGACCAUCGGCCAUGUACUCUCAUGGUAAUACCGGUUCGAAAGAGUGUUUUUGUAAUAUCCUCAUGAAAUUAUCUCGUAUUUAUUAGUAACUAGCUACGCCAGUGUAUAAAUACUACUACAUACAUCUCCAAUUUUUUAGUUAUCACUGCGGUUACUGCCCCUUCACUGUAGAAGUUACGGAUCUUAUGUCUAAAUUUCUGUUUUCUUA
Messenger RNA from Ananas comosus (pineapple), 4120 nucleotides. Its product is annotated as lysine-specific demethylase JMJ25-like. Gene Ontology annotation, biological process: regulation of transcription by RNA polymerase II. Gene Ontology annotation, molecular function: transcription coregulator activity; histone H3K9 demethylase activity; chromatin DNA binding. The record is from RefSeq and is a predicted model, not a curated record. The coding region runs from base 64 to 3720 and encodes 1218 amino acids. Gene Ontology annotation, cellular component: chromatin; histone deacetylase complex. The transcript is spliced from 15 exons. NCBI's taxonomy places the organism in Eukaryota, Viridiplantae, Streptophyta, Magnoliopsida, Poales, Bromeliaceae.